Molecule: messenger RNA, 444 nt
Organism: Colius striatus (speckled mousebird)
Lineage: Eukaryota; Metazoa; Chordata; Aves; Coliiformes; Coliidae
Product: feather keratin 1-like
Exons: 2
Coding region: 1-444 (147 amino acids)
Cellular component (GO): intermediate filament
Molecular function (GO): structural constituent of cytoskeleton
Source: RefSeq, a predicted model, not a curated record
AUGGAUAAUUACUGCCCGUGUGCGGUGACUGUGGGCCUGGGGCGGUGCAGGAGCAGUAUAAAAGUGGGCCCUUGUCCUCACUCUCUCAUCCGCUCCUCUCGCCUCCAUCUCCUUGGGAACAAGGUGAGUCACCUCCGUCCCGCAGCCAUGUCCUGCUACAGCUCGUGCCAGCCCUGCGGCCCGACCCCGCUGGCCAACAGCUGCAACGAGCCCUGUGUCAGGCAGUGCCAGGACUCCACCGUCGUCAUCCAGCCCUCCCCCGUGGUGGUCACCCUGCCCGGCCCCAUCCUCAGCUCCUUCCCGCAGAACACCGCCGUGGGCUCCUCCACCUCCGCCGCCGUUGGCAGCAUCCUCAGCAGCCAGGGAGUGCCCAUCUCCUCCGGGGGCUUUGGCCUCUCCGGCUUUGGCAGCGGCCUGUGCGGCAGGAGGAUCCUCCCCUGCUAA